Molecule: messenger RNA, 10126 nt
Organism: Drosophila bipectinata
Lineage: Eukaryota; Metazoa; Arthropoda; Insecta; Diptera; Drosophilidae
Gene: Myo10A
Product: Myosin 10A
Cellular component (GO): myosin complex; cytoskeleton
Molecular function (GO): cytoskeletal motor activity; protein binding; ATP binding
Source: RefSeq, a predicted model, not a curated record
CAACAGAAGCAACAACAACAAAGCCACAACAAUGAAUCAACCGGUUUGAAGACCUCUGCCACGCCCCCUAUCCAUUUCCCAGAGCAGAUCCAGUAGAGAUAUUAUCCGCGCACAUCCGCGCGCAUUUGGUAGAAGCGAAAGCCACGGGGAGCUGCUGGAAAGUCUCGUUUACGUGGACCACCUGACCUGACCAGGACCAGACCAAGGAGAAUCUUGAGAAGGAGGAGCUAGCAGCUAGCCAAGAGUGAGCCAUGGACUGGGCCGAAGGCGAUCUGGUUUGGUUCGAUCCGGGGAUGGGUCAUCCCAUACCCGGUGAGAUCCAGGAAGUGCAUCGCGCUGCUCAGGUGAUUGUUGUCCAGGCGCUCAUCAAAGGAAAGAUGCGCAUCGUCCGGUUCCACUUGGAGCCCUGGCAGCGUGGCGGCGGCGGCUCGAUCACCCCCAGUCCCGCCCAGUCGCCAUCGCUGGGCCUGCUCUCGCCCCAUGUCCUGCGCCGCCAGCGCCCGGCCAGCCUCGACGAGGUGGAGGGGGCCGACUUGCCGGCCCUGUCCGCCCACCAUCCGGCCCUGCCCGCCAGUCGGAGGCGCCGCUUAAAGUGCCACCGCUAUCCCCAGGUGGUGAAGCGGCUGUCGACUUUGUGCAGCGAUGUGAUAGCCCGCCAUCCACAGACGUUCGCCCUGCAACCCGGCGAGGGCAACCUGCGCGCCCGCCAGGAUCUGGGCAGCAGUGGGGUGGAGGACAUGACCCUGCUGGAUGACCUGCACGAGGCCUCGCUCCUCUGGAAUCUGCGCCUGCGCUACGACAAGGGCCUCAUCUACACCUUUGCCGGCAGCAUCCUGAUCGCCGUCAAUCCGUACAAGAUGUUCCCGGACGCCUAUGGCCUAGAGGUGGCCAAGCAGUACGCCGGCCGACCGCUGGGAUCCCUGCCGCCGCAUCUGUUCGCCAUCGGAGCAGCGGCCCACGCCGCUCUGCCCUCGCCCCAGGUGGUGGUCAUUUCCGGCGAAAGCGGCUCCGGGAAGACGGAGUCCACCAAGCUGGUGAUGCAGUACCUGGCCGCAGUGGUGCCGGGCGGAGGAUCCGCCUCGGCGGUCAUCACCGAACAGAUCCUGGAGGCGGCACCGCUGCUGGAGGCGUUCGGCAACGCGAGAACCGCCAGGAACGACAACAGCUCCAGGUUUGGCAAGUACCUGGAGGUCUACUUCAAGAGCGGAGCCAUUGUGGGUGCCAAGAUUACGCAGUACCUGCUGGAGAAGUCCAGGAUCGUGACCCAGGCGCCGGGCGAGCGCAACUACCACGUCUUCUACGAGCUCCUGGGCGGCCUGUCCGAGUCGGAGCGCUCCAAGUACGGCCUCCUGGAGGCGGACAAGUACUUCUACCUGAACCAGGGAGCCACCGACUGUGCCAGCGGCCGGGUGGACUGGGAGUCUCUCCAGGGCGCCAUGCAGGUCCUGGGCGUCUCUGAGGGCGAACGCGAAGGCAUCGUCCGUGUCCUGGCCGCCGUUCUGCAUCUGGGAAACGUUUACUUCCAUCGCCGGCAGCUGCGCCAUGGGCAGGAGGGCGUGGAGGUGGGAUCCGAUGCGGAGAUCAAGUGGGCGGCCCACCUGCUGCACAUCAGCGCCGACGGACUGCACCGGGCGCUGACCAGCCGGACGACGGAGGCGCGAGCCGAGCGACUGCAUACGCCGCUGGGCAUCGACCAGGCCCUGGACGCCCGAGAUGCCUUCGCCAAGGCGCUGUACGCCGGACUCUUCAACUGGCUGGUGUCGCGGAUCAACUCGAUCGUCCAGAAGGGCGGCACCCACGACGCCCACCGCAUCAGCAUCCUGGACAUUUUCGGGUUCGAGGACCUGGCCGAGAACAGCUUCGAGCAGCUCUGCAUCAACUACGCCAACGAGAACCUCCAGCUGUACUUCAACAAGCACGUCUUCAAGCUGGAGCAGGCCGAGUACGCCCGAGAGCGGCUCGAGUGGACGCCCCUCGCCUGGGACGACAACCUGCCGGUGAUCCAUCUGCUGGCCAAGAAGCCGGUCGGCAUCUGCCAUCUCUUGGAUGACGAGUCCAACUUCCCGCGUGCCACCGACCUGAGUUUCCUCGAGAAGUGCCACUACAACCAUGCCCUGAGCGAGCUCUACGCCCGUCCCCGGAUCGGCGCCCAGGAGUUCGGAGUCACCCACUACGCCGGCCAGGUGUGGUACUGUGUGGACGGGUUCCUGGACAAGAACCGAGACGCCUUGCGGGGCGAUGUUUUGGAGCUGCUGGCCUCCAGUCGGCUGACUCUAGUCGGGGAGCUGACCAAGCAGCUGCGCGCCCAGCGGGAUGCCGGAAAGACCCUUCCCAAGGGUAGCAAUGGACGAUUCGUGACCAUGAAGCCGAGGACUCCGACUGUGGCGGCCCGCUUUGCCGACUCCCUGCAGCAGCUGCUCCAGUCGAUGGGAAGGUGCCAUCCGUGGUUCGUGCGCUGCAUCAAGCCCAACCAGGAGAAGCACGCCCUCCGCAUGGACAUGCCGUGCGUGCUCCAGCAGCUCCGCUAUCUGGGCAUGCUGGACACCAUCCAGAUCCGGCAGCGCGGCUACCCGGUGCGACUCCGCUUCCAGCACUUUGUGGAGCGGUAUCGACAUCUCCUGGCCAGUCCGCUGGCUAGGGGUACCCCCUACCGGGAGCUGUGCCGCGUCCUCCUCGAGGCCAUGCCGCGCACCGGAGUCGAGGGCCCCGACUACCAGCUGGGUGCCACGCGGGUGUUCCUGCGCGAGGCCCUGCACCGCGCCCUGGAGAGCGGCCGGACGGAGCGGCUCCGGCGGGCGGCUGUUAGUGUCCAGCGCCACGUACGAGGUAUGCUGGUGCGCCGCCAGCUGGCGCGUCGUGAGACAGCGGCUACGAAGCUGCAAGCCCGUUGGCGCGGUCAGCGGGAGCAGCAGCGCUACCGGAAUCUGCGCAAGGGCGCCCUCACCGCCCAAAGACUGUGGCGCGGGCGCCAGGCCAGGAGAAGGGUGCAGCAACUCCGCUCGGAUCACCGCCGGAGGCAAGAAGCUCGCGAAGCAGCACAGCGGGCGCGUGAGGCCCGGGAGGCGAAGCAGGCGGUGCUGGAGAGAAGCCAGCUGAGCUACCUGGACAUACCCGCCGAGCUGGCCUUCAUCUACUCCAAGCUGCAGGGCUGGUCACCGCCGCACGGCGAUCGGAAUCUGGUCAAGGUCCUGGGAACGGUGCCAGGACCUCCAAACGCCGCCAUGCAGCUGCCCGAGGAUCUGGCCCAGUUCUCCUUCGGAAAGUUCAGCAGCGUCUACUGCAACGGCAUGAGGCUGCAGCCGCGGCGGGAGCCCAUCACGGCGCCCUUCCUCUCCAGAGCCGCGUCGCGGGAUCAGGACUUCCAGGACGCUCUGGCCGUGUUCAAGCUGAUACUGCGAUGGAGCAACGACAAGUCGCUGGAGGGCGCCAAGGAGAAGCUCCUGGCCGACUACAUCGUCCACAAGGCGCUGAGCUCGCGCGGCCUGAGGGACGAGAUCCUGGUGCAGCUCUGCAACCAGGUGCACGGCCUGCCGCCCACCUCCACCGAGGCCACCAGGCUGUGGCAGCUGCUCGGUCAGUGCCUCUGCUGCUUCCAGCCCAGCGCCGCCUUCAGCAAGUAUCUGAUGCGCUUCGUGGACGACGAAGCUCCUCCGAAUCUCCGGCCGCUGCUCCUCCGCCAGCUGCUGCGCCAGUCCGGCUCCGGGAGCCAGGCUGCGGGCGGCGGUGCGGGUAGGAGCUUCGUGCCCGCCUGGCUGGAGUGGCGCGCCUGGACGCGGGGCUGCGACAUGGCCCUGCCCCUCACCCUGCCCGACGAGGCCAGCCAAACGGUGGCCGUCGAUUCCUGGACGAGCUGCGAGGAGGCCGCCGCCCUAGCCGUCUCCUCUCUGGGCGUCUCCAGCCGGGGCUGGACUCUAGUCCUCGACGACGGCCAGCAGCUGACCGAUAGCUGCGGACUGGACUACGUCAUGGAUCUGAUCGCCGAGAAGGAGCUGUGUCCGGCCUUCCCAGCUCCCAGGAGCGACCUGCUCCGCUCGGGAGCCAAGUUCGCUCGGACCCCGCUGCCGGAGGCCGUGAAACGUCCGGCUGUACCGCCUCCAGCCCCGCCCACUGCGGGCGCCAAGGAGGAGAUGCCACGGGAGCGACGCAGCAGCCGGGAGCUCUUGUCCCGCAGCUCGGCCCUCAACGAACGAUACUUUGAAAGGGAGCCCAGUCCAGGUCCGGGCACGAGUUCCGGCCAGAGCCAGGCCAAGUCGCGCUCCAAGUCCCUGGACGACUUGCUGGCCGGAGACAUUGCUCCGGUGCAGACGGACUGCGACUCCCAGGAGCCGCUUCACACACUCGGACUCUCGGAGAGUCGCCUCAACGAUCGCUACCACUCCGCGGAGCGACUGGCUCCGAUGGGCAAGGAGACGGCGCCGCGCUACCAGAAGUCCCAGCACGCCGGUAGGAGAUCCCACGCCGCCUCCCAUGGCUCCCACUCAAGCAAGUACGCCGACAAAGCGGAGUACGCCACCCGAUCCUCCGCCAUGUCGGACACCAGUGAGGCGCCGUCCCUGGCCUCGCACGUCCGUCGGGUGAGAGUGCCCUCGCAGGCCUCCGAUGUGGACCAGUUUCUGGACGACUUGUUCAGCCCGGUGCUCGAUGGUUCCCUGGACGAGCUAUCAGAUGCCAGAUCCUUGGCAGCCAGCAUCCGGGGAAGCGGAGUUAAGAAACAGGAGGAGGAGGAGGAGGACUUCGACUUGGAAUCGGAAUCGGAAAUCGAAGACCUGGAUGACUACAUCAACGAACUGAUGCCCAGCCACUUGGAAAACCUGUAUAACCUGAAGGACAAGGAGCACCUGGUGGUCGCCAUCAAGGGAGGCGGCAGCACCGACAGCAACGGGGCGGAUCCCCUGCUCCAUCAACUGAUGCAACUACCGGCGGAGACGGACUCCGCCCCGGCCCUCUACCAGCAGCAGGUGCAGCGCGCCUUCCUCCAGUCGGCCAUGGCCCAGAAUCUCCAAAUCCAGCAGCAGCUCCUGGCCCAGAACCAGGCGCUCCAGACCCUGCUCAGCCAGCAGGCAGCAGCCGCAGCGGCGGCCACCAGUUCUGCCUCCCCACCGCCGCCCCCUGUAUCGGGAUCCGCAGGAGUUCUGAGUAGCCUUUCCAUCUCGCCGCCACCACCGCAAUCCCCACUGCGGAUGAAGACCACACGGAGCAGUCUGGUGGUGAUGGAAUCUAUGCAGCCACCGGCACCGCCACCACCGCCACCAAUGCCGCCACCACUGGAGUGCAAGGAUCCUUCGGAGACGCGACACUUCCUGGAUCCCUACGGGCGGGCCAAGACCGUGCGGAUCGGCAAGUGGCGCUGGCCGCCGCCGCAGGAUGAGCCCCAGUUCCAGACCGAGGAGGACUUCUUCGCCUUCAAGAUGCGCCAGCAGCAGCGGAAGACCACGCCCCAGGCCCAGCACCAUUCACACCACCAGGUGGCUCUCAACGGUGGUCCAGGUGGCGCCUCCGCCACGGCUAUCGAAUGGGAGGAGUUCGAGAUCGAGAGCCCGACGCCGCCGCCGCUGAUGGGCGGCCAGCCGCAGCUGAUGCGGAGCAGUAUCCGGCUGGAGACGAGUACCAGUACCACCACUGCCAUCACCACCACCUCGGGAGCCGGUGCCGGCAGAGAUAUGCAGGAUGCGGGCGGGGCACCGCCACUCCAGAGUGUCGUCACAACCACGAAGCUGGCCAAGAAGAGCUUCGAGAUCGGAGCCGACCGCCCGCCACCCGGCAGCGUGGGCAAGCUGAAGCUCAGCUCCGAGAUGCGCCAGCGACUGGAGCAGGUGACGGCGGGCCACUCGGUGCGCUCCACCGUCUCCACCAAGUCGGAGCAGCGGGCGCCGGCCAAGCUGGAGGACACCCGGAAGCUGAUGCUCCAGCAGCAGCUCGGAGGCCUCUUCGCCAGCGUGAGUGGCGGCGCCGGAGGCGGUGGCUCCGCUCCUGGUGGCUCCAACGAACCGCAUGCCAUCCCCGUGCGCGCCCAGAUCGAGCGGAUGGAGGGCAAGCUCUCGCCGCCGCCAGCUCCACCCUCGGGCGGGUGGCCUGGAGUGCUCCUGCCACCGGCUCCGAGUGUUCCAGCACCGCCGCCGCCCAUCCGGCCACCCAGCAUGGCCCCGCCAGCCCCUCCGCCGGCCCCCCAGAGUCCUCCGACCACUAGGAGCCCGGAACCGGAGCCGGACUACCGGAUAGCCGGCGCCAAGGAGCACGUGCCGGCCUUCAUCCAGCGCCAGGAGCGCGACACCUUCGGGGCAGUGCGUCCGCAGCAGCACCAUCCGAUGAUGAACAGCAGCAGCCACCAUCUGCACCUGGAGGAGCACCAUCACCAUCACAACCACUCCGCAUCUUCCUCGCCGGCGGCAGCUGGGUGGGAGCAGGCGGAGCGGGAGCGAUCCCGCAGCCGGAGCCGAAGCCGCGACCGUGAGGACUACUCCGAGUCCGUGUGGGACCGGGCGGAGGUGGAGGGUCCUGCCUCGGGCAGUGGCAGCGAGAAGGAGCGCGAGAAGCGGGAACGCGAACGGGAGCGGCUCUACGAGCUGCGCCAGGUGGAGCGGGAACGGGAGAGUCACAAAGUCUACCAGCCGGCACCUCCGCGCGUCAUCCAGGCCAGUUUGGACAACACCGGAAGGAGGGAGCGAGAACGGGAAAGGGAGCGGGAGCAGGAACGCGGCCCGGCCACCUUCCGCACCCACAUGGCCCAGAAGUACGAGCACGAGCGGAAGCGCAAGAGCUCGGCCAGCUCCGGGAUGCGUGAGGAGCUGGACUCGAUGCGUUCACUGGCCACGACGCCGCCGGCAGUCAUCGUCCCGGCCCCAGUGCCGCCUCCGCCCGCCGUCAGCCCGGGUCCGGGCUCUGGGGCGGGAGCCAGCAGUGCCUGUCUCACCUACAACCGGGUGCCGUGGAAGCUGCGCGUCCGCAAGGAGGUCUUCCAGCCGCACGAGCCGAUCGGUCCGCCGGUGGCCCUGGAUCUGCUCUUCGCCCAGGUGCUGGGCGACGUAUUCGGGGUGACACCCUGCCUCCGGAUCACGCCCCAGGAGAAGAGCUCCGCCCUGAACAUGCUCCACGGGCAUGGAGUCAGUGUGGACACAUUGUCGGCGAGGAACACUGGAGGAGCCGGUCAGCAGGUUAGGGCUCUGGUGAAGCGCCACCUGGUGGACAUGGCACGCGACUGGCCACUGUACUUCGCCCGCCUGUUCGCCGUCCAGGGCGCCCCCCUCUACCCGGACGUGAGCAUCAUGGGCGUCUCUCACAGCGGCCUGUACCUGGCCCGGCGGGACGCCGACUACCUGAUCGUGGUGCAGGCCAUCUCCUUCGGGGAGAUCCAGAGCGCCGUCACCCUGCCGCGUCCGGCGGCCCUGCAGCUCAACCUGAGGAACGGCAAGCACCUGGCGCUCCACGCCGCCCGGGCAGCCGCCAUCCAGUCGAUGGUCACCACUUUUGUCCAGGAGUUCCGUAAGUCCCAAUCAAAGGCCUCAACUCUGUCGUCGGGCGCACGGGCCGCAGCCCAGACCCUGAAUGUGCCGCUGGAACGCCUGGAGUCCCGCCAGGCGCACAACCAGCGCAACGAGCACGGCGUGGAGGGCUCCUCCUCUCGCCAGAACGACUCCCAGCAACAGCAGCAGCAACAAUCCUCCAAUCAGAUGCAAUCGCUGCACCACCAACAGUCCGAGCUGCACCACCACCUGCAGCACCAGCAGCAGCUGGAGCAGGAGGCCCUGGAGGAGCAGCAAAUCGCCUCGGAGCAUCAGCAACAGCAACACCAGCAACAGCGAUUCCUCAAGCAGCAGAGCUAUCUGCACUCGGCACGGAAAUCGAAUGCCGGCCAGCAGCCAUCCUCCCUCACCAACGGACAGAGUCAUCACCAGCAACAGCAGCAGCAGGAGCAACUGCAUCAGUCCCUGCCGCAUCACGAUCUGGACGCCAACUAUCUGCAGGAUGAGAGCAAUGGCGGUACUCCGCCCUCCGUCACCAAGUACUCGCUGCUCCAGUUUGCGAUGCAACAUUUCCGUAAUGACCAAUUGAGAGAUGCGGAUCGUCACCAUGAGAGGCAUCAGUCUGCCGCGAAUCGUUCGUACGCGGAGCUCGUCAAGUGGCAAGGACAUGCUAUCAGGUUGCCCCUUCUUCGGCUGCCCAAUGAUCUGGCGCCCCUGGCUCUGGAGUGCUUCGACUGCAUUCUGCGCUAUUGCGGCGACAUACCCCUGGAUCCCGACCUCACCGAGGUCAAGUGCGUCUACACUGUGCUCAUGCACUGUCACAAAUAUCUGGCCCUCCGCGACGAGGUCUACUGCCAGCUGAUGAAACAGACCACGGCCAAUAGAUCACCCUGCCCGGAUAGCUCGCAGCGCGCCUGGCGACUCCUCAGCAUACUGGCCGCUUACUUUGGCUGCUCGGAUGCACUGCGUCCGUACUUAAUGGAGCAUCUGACCUCGGCUGCCUCGGACAGGAGGCGUUCCUGCCAUGGAACCGCCGCCGUUUGCCUCACGAAUCUCCGGAAGACGGCACGCUGUGGCGGCCGAAAGAAUGUGCCCAGCGUGGAGGAGGUCACGGCCGUGUCGGCUGGAAGAUCGGCUCGUCGCCAGAUCUACCGACUGCCGGGAGGAGCAGAGCGAGUGGUGAACACCCGCUGCUCCACCGUGGUGGCCGAUGUCAUCGCGGAGUUGUGCGCCCUCCUCGGCGUGGAGUCCGAGGCCGAACAGCAGGAGUUCUCGCUGUACUGCAUCGUCCAGGGCGAUGCCUUUACCAUGCCCCUGGCUGCGGAUGAGUAUAUUCUGGAUGUGACCACGGAGCUGCUGAAGUCCGGCCAGCCCUUCUACCUGAUCUUCUGCCGAUCCGUGUGGCACUUUGCUCUGAAGCGGGAGCCCGCUCCGAUGCCACUCUACGUGGAGGUGCUCUUCAAUCAGGUGGCUCCCGACUACCUGGAGGGUCUGCUGCUGGAGCUGCCGGGCAACGGAGUGCCCGUGCCGGAGAUGGUGCGCGACAUGGCCCGGAUAGCCGCCCUCCUACAUCGCGCCGCCGACCUGAGCCACGUUCCGGCCAUGAAGGAGAUCAAGUUCUUGCUGCCCAAGCCGGCGCUGGGCAUUCGCGAGAUCCGUCCCGCCCAGUGGGUGGGCCUGGUGCAGUCCGCUUGGCCGCAGGUGGCUGGUCUGAGUCCCGGCCAGGUGAAGGCCCAGUUCCUGAAUGUCCUGGCAGCUUGGCCGCUCUUCGGCAGCAGUUUCUUUGCCGUGAAACGUAUCUGGGCGGAGGAGGGUCCCCACGUGGAGGACAAUCACAGUCCCAUGUGGCGUGACCUCAUCCUGGCGCUGAAUCGAAGGGGUGUGCUCUUCCUGGAUCCCAAUACCCAUGAGACCCUGCAGCACUGGAGCUUCAUGGAGGUUAUAUCGACACGAAAGGUUCGUUCGGAGGAUGGCGCUCUCUUCCUGGACAUGAAGGUCGGAAAUCUGAUGCAGCAGCGCGUGAUCCGCGUCCAGACGGAGCAGGCUCACGAGAUCUCCCGCCUGGUGCGACAGUACAUCACCAUGGCCCAGAUCAGUCAGCGGGACAAGCGGGAACUCAACUAAUCCUCCCUCCAGAGCAACGAACGAACGCCCCAUAUAUUAUUAUUAUUAUUAUGAUUAUGAUUAUUAUUAUUACGAUUAUUAUUAUUAAUUAUUAUGAUUAUUAUUAUGCUGAUUAUUAUUAUUUUAUUGAUAUUCGAUCGAGUUACCCAAACAUUUUUUUGUCAUUUUGUAAGACUCCCCCUUUUUUGUGACCAGAUCGGUAGAACCUUUAUCCUUUCCACGCCAUAUAAGAUCCCCAUUCUUUAUCUUUUUUUUUUGUAUCCUUUUAAAGAAACCCAAUAUUUUUAAGGAAACUAUGUGCAAUCCAAGUCCAGAAAUCCAAGUCGCUCUCCGAGUCCAAAAUCCCACUUGCUAUAGUCUUUCCGAUAUCCGCCUCCUCCAACUCUGUUUAGCAUUUAAGAUUAGCAAAACUUGACAUUUAUUAUUAUUAUUUUACCAUUUUUUUUGAGACAUUUGUUAAAACGAAAAUUGCUUAGCUUAAUCCCUAAAAAAAAAAGAAUCAUUAUCAUAAAUAAAUACAAUUUAUAUUAUGUAUAUCUAUC